This is a messenger RNA of Suillus fuscotomentosus, 602 nucleotides long. RefSeq lists its product as uncharacterized. The transcript has 4 exons. The record is from RefSeq and is a predicted model, not a curated record. The coding region runs from base 143 to 373 and encodes 76 amino acids. Lineage: Eukaryota; Fungi; Basidiomycota; Agaricomycetes; Boletales; Suillaceae. Gene Ontology annotation, molecular function: zinc ion binding.
GGCUGACGCGUCGUCGAAGCUGUGCGCCUUAUAAGAUCGACACACACCUUCCACCUCACCCUCCCCUCCUGCCACCACCAUCGUUGCGUAUUUGAGUAUCCCGCCCCCCACUCUUCACAGUUCUCACUCACUUGCCACCACCAUGCCUGCCAAGAAGCGUUGUCAAUUCCAGUCUGAGACUCCUUGCAAUUCUGCAGCUCUUCGCAUAGUUGGCCAGUGCCCACAUUGCAGGGCAGAUUUUUGUGGCGCACAUCGCUUACCUGAACAUCAUAAUUGCAACAACCUAGAAGAUUGCCGACAGCAAGCUUUCGAGCGCAACAAAGCGAAGCUGGAGAGCGAACGCACUGUGGCUUCCAAGAUGGCUACUGCAUGAUGCCCCUCUACGUGCCGACAAUAUGUCGCUCCACAUUAACAUUUCUUUUUACUGGCCUCUGCAUUAUCAGCAUGUCCCACAUUCCGCUACUUUAUAAUACUUGGUCUUCUAUCUAUUGCGUCCCAUCUAUCCAUCCCUUCCCACACUGUGACACUUGUGAUACCUCGGUCACCUCUCCGCCAGCUAUAGGACGCUCGAUCUGUUGUGGGUUGUACUGUUUGUAACUUGC